Molecule: messenger RNA, 1296 nt
Organism: Drosophila suzukii
Lineage: Eukaryota; Metazoa; Arthropoda; Insecta; Diptera; Drosophilidae
Gene: CSN1a
Product: COP9 signalosome subunit 1a
Cellular component (GO): COP9 signalosome
Source: RefSeq, a predicted model, not a curated record
ACUAUCUUACAAUCACAAAUCUUUAGGUACUGUCAGCUAAAAUUUUUCUGGUUCCAGUUGUAAACUGGGAGUGCCCGCCUCUCCUGAUACGAUCUUUGACACAAUAACUUGUUCCAUGGAUAAGGAUGAGAUGAAGGUGGAUGGGAGUACGUUGCACCUGCCCAGUUACGCCGAUCGGUAUACGGAUAUCCCCCGUCUUAUACGCUUGAAGUUCAUUGCCCAGGUGUGUCCGCAACUAAGUGUUCCCGCCCUCGAAUUGGCCAUCAACCACGUGAAGACCACCUACAAUGUGAAGUUGUACGACGAGCUCUACAAGACACUGUGCGCUGAGGUGAGCAGAAAGUCCCUGAAGCAGGUCGAGGAGAACGACACAAGUCAUGCCCCAGAUCCCAAUGAGGCAAGUACCUCUAGUGGCAGGGGGAGAAUCGUGGUGCCCUACGAUUCCUACUGGGUGGAGGACAACACCAUGGAGGCCACUUUGAUGCUCCAGGAACUGGAUGCGGAGCUAAAUUUCAAGAAAUCCAACUCGGGCAGCGCCUAUGUGCGAAGGGUUCUGGAGGAGAUCGGGGAUCAUUACGAGAAGAGCGGCAAUCUCCAGAUGGCAGUCAAAUUUUACGCUCGAGCCAGGCCCUACUGUACCAGCAGCGACAAUGUGAUCAACAUGUUCCGCAACCUAAUCAGGGUCUCCAUUUAUAUGCAGAAUUGGUGGCACGUUUUGACCUACGUCGAUGAGGCCAAGCAGUAUGCCUUUGGGUUCGAGUAUCUCGCCCAGGAGGUUCCGGCUCGUCUGAGCUGCGCCGCCGGUUUGGCCAACAUGGGCCUCAAGAUUUACAAACCUGCUGCCGAGAACUUUCUGAGCACCCCCUUUGGGCGAUACGAUUACGAUAGAAUCGUUGCUCCUGAAGAUGUCACCUUCUAUGCGGGACUGUGCGCCCUAGCCACUUUCGACAGGGAGAAUUUGCAGCUCCGUGCCAUCAACUCAGAAUCGUUUAGUCCUUUUUUCCAACUAUCACCAAAAAUGUGGAACAUCUUGGCCAAGUUCUGCGAGGGUCAGCUCGAAACUUGUGCUGGCCUAUUGCGUGAAAUCGAAGAUUAUGUCAGGCUGGAUGUCUAUCUCUCUCCACAUGUGAACACCCUUUACGAGAUGAUCAUGGGCAGACUGCUUAAGAAAAGAGACAGAAAAACGAUGACUGAUGUUGUAAAAAAAAAACAUAGUUCAUCGUAAAAGCUAUUGUUUAUAAAAUAAUAAUUAUAAAGCUUGAUCCCAUUUGGCUAUUGUAGGUUCAUAUAUUUAUC